Rotaria sp. Silwood2 is the source of this 486-nucleotide messenger RNA. NCBI's taxonomy places the organism in Eukaryota, Metazoa, Rotifera, Eurotatoria, Philodinida, Philodinidae. The record is from the annotation of a GenBank genome assembly.
AUGACUAAAUGCCGAUUUGGCCACUCACGUUAUCUACAUAUAACAUAUCUUUUAUCUUUAUGUGAACACGGUGAUCUACAUUUACGUGGUGCAUCUACAAAUUUACUUGUUACAUUAAUUAAAACAACAAUUCAUCUUUUAACACUAUCAUCAUUAUCAGAUUCAUUUAAUAAUUCUUUUAUUAAUCAAUGUUUCCUUGUAUCAACUGAUUCACAAGACAAUAUUCAAUUAUAUAUAUUAGCUGAAUUACUUUCUGCAUUUCGAUUAUGUCUUGAUGAUAAUAAUGUAUGUGUUAUACAUGUUUCAUUAAAUGCUUUACGAACAUUAUUAAGUUUUUUAUUAAUUAAUAUUCAUGUUGAAUAUUUAGAAGAUAUUUAUGUUCUUUUAAAUGUUUUAAGAUCAACAACAAUUCGACCAUUUUUUUUUCAUAAUCAACAUGAUGAACUUCGAUUACUUUUACACUUUUUUAAACAUCCAUUUAUAUAA